CACACAACAACACACACAAUAUGCUCCUGCAGCGCGAGGACAGCUUCAUGUCGGACUUUGAGGAUGCCUGCAGCAUGUGGGUGGACAGUGUGGGCUCGAGCCCCAACAGAGACUCUGAGGGGGGGUCCCCAAUCUGCCAAGUUUUCUCUCCGGGAACAGACGCCUCUGACUCAGAUUUCUUCUCCGACUUCAGUGACUGUUCCUCGGACUCCCUCUCGCCUUCCCUCGGCUACAGCAGCAGCUUCUUCCCGGAUCCAGAGGCGCAAUCCCCGGGACUGAGCAGCACCGCGGACGCCAUCCUCAACAUGAUCACGGAGAUCGUGGGGAUCUGCACCGAAAUGGAGCAAGACUCUUCCCCGGAUCUUGCAGCCCCUUCCCCGGCUGAAGCAUCUCCUUCCUCCCCCCUCUUUGCUCCAUCACCAUCACCAUCUUCUUCCUCUGCCCCCCCCAGCAGAGAAGCGACCCCCCCUCUCCCUCCCAUGGUUUCCCACCCAGUUGUGGUGAAAAGUGAGUUUUUGAGCUCCAGCUGCAGCAGCGGGUGUUCCCACUCUUCCAUGCCCGGGAAUGACGCUCUGUUCCUGGGCAGCGCGGACUCUCUGCUCCCGCUGUCGGCUCUGGAGCAACAGGUGGAUGUUUGUGACUUUAUCGACUCUCUGCUGAGCUGUGACGCCGGGCAGAGCGACCUGAAGCCCGGCUUCGAGGUGAAGCAGGAGCCGCUGGAGGACUGGCUGAAGGGGUUCCCGGUGACCGGGGGGGAUCCCGGUAACUACGUCAUCAGCAGACCGGUGAAGACGGAGCUGUUCUCCCCCCCCACGCUCCCCUCCACCGUGGACGCGCAUCUGCUCUCCUCCCUUCUGCAGGGCGCGUUCCCGAUAGUCAACAUCAGCAGCAUGCACGCAGCCCCCAAACAGUCACGCGCAGGGAGGAGAGCUCCCGCGCAGAAGGCGAAACCCUUCACGUGCACGAUGCACGGAUGCGAGCGCCGCUUCUCGCGCUCAGACGAGCUCAACAGGCACGUGCGCAUCCACACUGGACAGAAACCCUUCACGUGCACCAUCUGCUCGCGCAGCUUCAGCCGCAGCGACCACCUGACCACGCACACGCGCACGCACACGGGGGAGAAGCCCUUUUCGUGCGACGUGUGCGGCAAGAGGUUCGCGCGCAGCGACGAGCGGAAGAGGCAUGGGCGCGUGCACGUGAAGCAGCAGCUGCGUGCGCAGAUGAUGGCCGCCUACUCGCUGGCCGUGAACGCGCCUGGCGUCUGAACAUGAACUAAUUAUUACUGCAGAGAGCAGUAUGUUUGAACCGUCAACUGGAAAAAGCGUCGAUGUGACGUCACACAGGUGUUCCUCUCACGGCGCAUGCGUGCAGGAGGAAGCAUCUGCAGGUGGAAAAACUACAGACUGAGGACUUUAAACA
Molecule: messenger RNA, 1419 nt
Organism: Trematomus bernacchii (emerald rockcod)
Lineage: Eukaryota; Metazoa; Chordata; Actinopteri; Perciformes; Nototheniidae
Product: early growth response protein 4-like
Exons: 2
Coding region: 21-1265 (414 amino acids)
Biological process (GO): regulation of transcription by RNA polymerase II
Molecular function (GO): RNA polymerase II cis-regulatory region sequence-specific DNA binding; DNA-binding transcription factor activity, RNA polymerase II-specific
Source: RefSeq, a predicted model, not a curated record